AUGGACAGCGUAAAGCUGUUUUCUCUUUUGAAAUCCUGCAUUAAUUCAAAAUUAUUAACAAAUGGCAAAGUCAUACACCAAAAAUUAAUCACUUUAGGCUUACAAAACGAUAUUGGGCUGUCCAAAAACCUCAUCAAUCUCUAUAUCUCGUGCCAUGAAUUUCAAUCUGCUGAGUUAGUUUUCCAAACCAUAGAAAACCCUUUAGACAUCACCUUAUGGAAUGGCCUUAUGGCUGCUUACUCCAAGAACUUCAUGUACAAUGAAGCUCUUGAACUUUUUGAAAAGCUUUUGAAGUUCCCUCAUAUUAGGCCAGAUAGUUACACUUACCCAAGUGUAAUCAAGGCUUGUAGCGGGUUAAAAAGGGCAGAAAAUGGUAGAAUGAUUCAUGCCCAGUUGAUAAAGAUUGGGAUUUUGUCAGAUGUUGUGGUUGCUAGCUCUAUGAUUGGUGUGUAUGCGAAGUGUGAUAUGUUUGAUUAUGCUGUACAGCUGUUUGAUGAAAUGCCUGAAAGAGAUGUUGCGAGUUGGAACACAGUGAUAUCUUGUUAUUAUCAGAGUAGGCAAUAUGAGAAAGCGCUUGAAUUGUUUGAAAAUAUGAAGAGAAUGGGGUUCAAGCCUAAUUCAGUUACGUUUACCUCUGCUAUUUCUUCAUGUGCAAGAGUUAUGGAUUUGGAAAGAGGGACGAGGAUUCACCAGGAUUUGGUAAGAAGCGAAUUUGUUUUGGAUGAUUUUAUUAUUACUGCUCUUGUGGAUAUGUACGGGAAAUGUGGAUGUUUAGAGAAGGCCAAAGAAGUUUUUGAGCAAAUAAAGAAGAAGAGUUUAGUAGCUUGGAAUGUAAUGAUUUCAGGGUAUGGAUUGAGAGGAGAUAGUAAAUCAUGUAUUGAACUUUUGCUGAGGAUGAAUGAGGAAAAAAUUAGGCCUAGUUCGACAACUGUUAGCAGCUUACUGAUGGCUUGUUCUAAAUCAGCUCAACUGCAUCAUGGGAAAUUUGUUCAUGGCUACAUUAUCAGGAAUGACAUAGAAACGGAUAUCAUUGUUAGUAGCUCACUUGUUGAUUUAUAUUUCAAAUGUGGAAGUAUUGUACCAGCUGAAAGAAUCUUCUUGAAGAUGCCGAAGAAUAAUGUAAUUUCUUGGAAUGUGAUGAUCUCUGGAUAUGUAUCAGUUGGCAGUUACUUUGAGGCUCUUGGCAUCUUCAAUGAGAUGAGAGAAGUUGGCAUAAAACCUGAUGCAGUUACUUUUACCAGUGCAUUGGCAUCUUGUACUCAAUUGGCUGCUUUAGAACAGGGCAAGGAAAUUCACAAGCUGGUCAUGGAGAGUAAAGUGGAGCCAAAUGAGAUAGUCAUGGGAGCCCUCCUUGACAUGUAUGCCAAAUGCGGAGCUGUAGAUGAAGCUCUUUGUGUUUUUAAUCAGCUUCGCAAGAGAGAUCUUGUGUCAUGGACAUCAAUGAUCGUGGCUUUUGGGUCUCAUGGCCAGGCUCAUGAAGCUCUAAAACUUUUUUCUGACAUGCUGCUCUCAAAUGUGUCACCAGACAGAGUGGCCUUCAUUGCAAUAAUUUCUGCAUGUAGCCAUGCAGGAUUAGUUGAUGAUGGCUAUCAUUAUUUCAAUGUAAUGGUCAAUGACUACAAAAUCCAACCAAAUUAUGAAGACUACUCAUGUCUUAUUGAUCUUCUUGGUCGUGCUGGUAGAUUAGAUGAAGCUUAUGCGAUUCUACAGAGAACUCCCUGUAUCCAAGGGGAUGUUGGUUUGUUAAGCACUCUAUUCUGUGCUUGCCAUAAGCAUGGGGAACAAAAAAUAGGGGAGGAAAUUGCUAGAUUGCUCAUGCAAAAGGACCUGGAUGAUCCAUCCACCUACACUAUUUUGGCAAACAUGUAUUCUUCGAACAGAAGAUGGGAUAUUGCACGCAAGUUUAGGAUGAAGAUGAAAGAGCUUGGAGUAAGAAAAAACCCUGGAUGUAGCUGGGUUGAAAUUGACAAGAGAAUACAAACCUUCUUCGUGGAGGAUAAAUCUUUCCCAUUCGCAGAGAUGGUAUAUGAGUGCCUGUCCAUAAUAAGCAGUCACAUGGAGAAGGAUGAAUUGCUUUAUGAUUGAACUGACAUGGGCUCUUCAUUCUGAAGCAGCUGUUCGCCUAAAAUCAUCUACACUGUCCUGACAAUGUGUGUCUCCCAUUAUGAAUUAUAUGUCUUUGAACUCUGGUGACUAAAGAAGUGCUUUCAGGAAAGGGCGGUGAGAUCCUAGGACAAGGAAAAGGCAUGAAGUGAUCAGACAUAAAUGGUAUAUCUAGAAAGAAAUAAGCAGUGCGCAUUGAGUACCAUUAAUAUGUGUAGUUAUACAACAAAUUUUAUGACAAACAGAGGGAGAAUGGUGAAAGAUUCUCCAUAGAAAAAAGGUAACUUCAAAAUGAGUACUGAACAUGAGAAGUUGAUCAAAUUACAGCCAUUUAUCACAUUUUGGAGUGGGAAAGAGUCGGAGAACUUGGCAACUGGUUCUAUGGGCUAGAACUGAAAUGGAAAAUCAGAAGAUGUGAAUUAUUGUUAACUUUUUUCACCAUUUACAAAGUGCAUAGUAAAGUGGGCAAUUGCUUCCUGCAGUGGCUGAGCAAGUAACUGGCGUUUUGUGAGUUUAAGAGUUUGUCUAGUAAUAGGACUCAAAGCUUGGUAGUUCAGGUCAGAAACAGCAGAAAAUUAAGGCAAAACAAAAGCUCAAGGUGGCUGUGGAGGAGAAUGAGAAGUUGAUGAAGAUUAUUCUCUGAGGAUUUGUCCAGAACUAACAAAAUUCAGAUAGAUUUGCUCCAAAACAAGUGCUGCUUUCCUGCUUCAGCAGAUUCGUAGAUUUGUCCUGUUUUUACUCGUCACUGCAACGGACUGCUGGUGUCUUUGCUUGCAUUGCCUGCCCUAAUGCUGGAUAACUCAGGACAUCUCAAAAGCUGAUGUUGUAUUUAAGACUUGCAGUCAAUUUUCAUACUGCCCUUGCCAAUAACUUCUUGUUUAAUACUUCCUACUGGUUUUCUUUGCAGAUAGUUGGGCCAUUCUUGAACUUACUGUCUGUGGAACUGGAAUGCGAUGACUACUGCAAGCAUGAAGCAUGAAAAUAAAUGGAAACUGCCAUAAAAAAUCCUUCUACUGCAGAAUUAAGUAUGCAGAAGAUUUCAGGUGAGGAAUCUCACUGAUUCAUUUUCCAGUUCAUCUUAUGAAGUGAUUGUUGAUAAACCACAGUUUGAGUUUGGAAUAUUUGUACAAGCCUGGUGUUCAGCAAUGAUUCAUUCAAAAGCAAUCCUUAUCCGAAUUAAACUUUAGUGCGGGUAUCCGAUAUCCAUGUGAAUGCAUGUUUAGGCAAAGAAAAUGGACUACUGCACUUGUUUGCCAUGACAAGGGAGACGCGCUCUAACUUCUGAUCAAAGUUACA
Coffea eugenioides is the source of this 3399-nucleotide messenger RNA. Its product is annotated as pentatricopeptide repeat-containing protein At5g27110. The record is from RefSeq and is a predicted model, not a curated record. The coding region runs from base 1 to 2085 and encodes 694 amino acids. Lineage: Eukaryota; Viridiplantae; Streptophyta; Magnoliopsida; Gentianales; Rubiaceae. Gene Ontology annotation, biological process: RNA modification. The transcript has 3 exons. Gene Ontology annotation, molecular function: RNA binding; protein binding.